AUGAAGGAGAACGAAAGUGAAGGAAAAAGAUUGAGAAGAGAGGGGAAACUCAAGGAGAUUGUGAAGCAGAGAUAUAAGGAAAUUGAGGCUCCCAUUUGCAAAGGGUGCGCUAAAAUCAUUCAUGUUCCAGCCUAUGUUCGCGAAACUUGUGAUAACGAUUUUUAG
Dovyalis caffra is the source of this 165-nucleotide messenger RNA. The record is from the annotation of a GenBank genome assembly. NCBI's taxonomy places the organism in Eukaryota, Viridiplantae, Streptophyta, Magnoliopsida, Malpighiales, Salicaceae.